Molecule: messenger RNA, 1503 nt
Organism: Caenorhabditis elegans
Lineage: Eukaryota; Metazoa; Nematoda; Chromadorea; Rhabditida; Rhabditidae
Gene: K03H1.13
Product: GDP-fucose pyrophosphorylase domain-containing protein
Exons: 8
Coding region: 66-1460 (464 amino acids)
Molecular function (GO): transferase activity, transferring phosphorus-containing groups
Source: RefSeq, marked reviewed
GAUAAUAACGUGGACACAACACAAUCGAUUUUCUGGUCAUUUCUUCUCUCUUCGCUGCCUCUAAAAUGUUAUGGCAAAAAUUCAUUCUCACUGCAGGAUCUGAUUCUCAAAAUCGAGUAUUUUAUGAACAACUAUCUAGGAUUCCAACUCAAAAUUAUUCUGAAUCUAUAGAAGUUGUAACGGAUGAAUCCCCGGGAAUUCGAAUUGGUUCAGGUGGAGCUACGUUUAAUAUUAUUCGAAAGUUAUUAGAAACUGAGACAUAUGAAAAAUUGGAAAAAUCUAAGGUUCUACUAUUACAUUCGGGUGGUCUUUCUCAACGAAUGCCUCAUCUCUCAGCAUAUGGAAAAGCUUUUGGAACACUGCCAAAUUGCAAAAGUAUUUUAGAAACUAAAUUAGAAAUUUAUAAAAAUGAUCUUCUUGAAAAGUUACCUUCAACUGGCGGAAUAAUGAUUACGGCUUCUGACGUUAUUGAAAAUAUGGAAAAUGCGGAGAAAGUGAAAUCUAACGUUGAUAUUAUCGUAUUUGCACAUAAAUCUUCUUUAGAAGUUGGAACACAGCAUGGAGUUUUUGUAAUGGAUAAGAAAACCAGAAAAUUAAAGAGAGUUCUUCAAAAACCGACAAUUGAGGAAAUGAGAAAAGAUGGUGCUAUUAUGGAAGAUGAAAUGGUUUUAACUGAUAGUUGUUAUUUUAUGACGUGGAAGUUCUGUAAGAAAUUUAUGGAAAAUCCUCUUUUACGAUCACCAAUAACAGAAGAACUUUGCUGUUAUGGAGAUUUUAUGAGACCAAUGGGAUUUGAUCCGAAAUUGGAUUAUAUUGAAGCAUCCGGAUCUGAACAGCUGAAAUCUUACCGAAAAGCACUUGCCGACAUUUUUAGUACAGCUAAUGUUGAAAUAUCUGUGCUGGGAGAGAAUUCAUUUUUCCAUUUUGGCACUUAUCAGGAAUACAUUGAGCAUCUUCUUCCGAACUCGAUCUAUCGAAAUUCUUUUCCCGGUGCUUUCAAAUCAAAUAUCGUGUUUUCGAAUGGAAUUUCUAAAUUACCAGAGCAAAGCUUCGUAGAAUUUUCUACGGGUUCUCUUGAAGUUGGCAAGAACUCAAUUGUUAGUGGAAUCGACGCUGGAAACUCUGAAAUAAUCAUUCCAAGCAACACAGUAGUGUUUACAUUGGCUUUAAAAACGAAAACGUUCGUAACCAUUAUAAUCAAGAUUGACGAAGAUAUUAAAAAAGUGUGUGACAGAGUGAAAUGGAAUGGGCAUGAUACAGAAAUUAGUGAUAAGUCGAUAUGGGAUGCCCCGUUGUUUGGAACUUUUGAAACUCGGGAGAAGUCAUUGAAAACGGCACUUUUUGAAUGGGAGAAUGGAAUAAAGCGUAAGAAUGAAGAACGAGUAUCAAUCUCCGAGGCAGUUAUGAUGCAUGAUUUUGAAGCAGAUUUGGAGCGAAGAAGAUGGCUUACUCAUCUAUAAAUUAUUGAUAUUAAUUAAUAUUAUAAAUAUACGAUUACCAGUC